Meleagris gallopavo (turkey) is the source of this 367-nucleotide messenger RNA. The record is from RefSeq and is a predicted model, not a curated record. NCBI's taxonomy places the organism in Eukaryota, Metazoa, Chordata, Aves, Galliformes, Phasianidae.
CAAUCUGAUUGCUUGUAUUGAUAUCUUUUUAAAGAACAUGAAUUUUGUUUGUCUUUAUCAGAAUUUCUACCUGGCAAACAAAGGGAAGAGUGAAAGCAAAGAAAUGAAUGAUAAAAGCAAAGAAGCUUUACUGGAGGAAAGCUUCUGUGGGGCAUCUGUCAUUGUGCCAGAACUUGAAGGGGCACUUUAUUUAAAAGAAGAUGGAAAAAAGUCCUGGAAGAGGCGUUAUUUUCUUCUGCGAGCUUCUGGAAUUUAUUAUGUACCCAAAGGAAAAACCAAGGUCAGGAAGCCAAAUAAUCCUUUUACUAAUAAAACAAUUAACAGAGGUGAAAGUGAAGAACUCCCAAGGUAGCAUAUAAGAGCACUG